Messenger RNA from Gasterosteus aculeatus aculeatus (three-spined stickleback), 3654 nucleotides. Its product is annotated as transmembrane protein 266. Gene Ontology annotation, cellular component: dendrite; plasma membrane. Gene Ontology annotation, molecular function: voltage-gated channel activity. The record is from RefSeq and is a predicted model, not a curated record. Lineage: Eukaryota; Metazoa; Chordata; Actinopteri; Perciformes; Gasterosteidae.
CUGGCUAAUCCCGAUGAACGACAAACCUUUAAACCAAUUGCUGCAAAGGAAUAUUCCCGUAGUAUCUUUAUUCUAGGGAACCAUAAAACAACCCAUUCGUGGCACGGAGAGGGACGUACAGCUAAUACAAUAAUCUGUGGCGAGAAUCCGCUCUCAAAUUGGCCUAGAUCGGGAACUGAGACAAUACUCAGCAUUUUUAUUUCUUUCACACACACACGCGUCCAAUCAAUAUUUUUAGUUUGCUAUGUCGUGACCGGAGUGUCACACGAUCCGUCGGCUACUGUCAGUCUCCGGCACCGAAACCUCAAUUCUCUCAUGGCGUUUGGAUAAUAUCGCGUUCCCCGACCGCUGCUGUGUGGAAUAUAAAAAUAAAUUAAAAAAAAAAGGGGGGGGGGGGGGGAGACUAGAGAGAGAGAGCGAGAGAGCGGAGGCUUCGUCGGGCUCGCUUCAGCACCUGGACAGCUCCCUCUCGCAGGGUUCCCCGCUGCGCUCGCCGGGGGAAACCCUCGGCUGAUAGGAGCAGAACCCGGAUCCAACAACCACCACCACCACCCCUCUUUCCUCCCCCUUUCCUCCCCCCUCAAGACACCUUCCAAAAAACCGGGAGAGAGGAGACCACAACGUGAAGGGGGGGAGGUCGCGAUUUUGGCGCAAUCUUGAACGACCCUAAUAGAUGCUAAUAUGAUCCCGACGAGCGGCGAUGUUUCUCGCGUUUGAGCCCCUUUGGCUUUGCGCUGAAAUCCGAGCGGCGCAAGUGGGAGCAGCGCGAGCAGCGGCCGUGCUCUUCCGAUGCAAAACAAAAAAAAGAAAAGAAGUGCUAAGGAUAGCUGCAGCCUACACACAGUGCGAGCCUGCUGCUGCUGCUGCUUCACUUUACUCUGAUCAUCGCCGAGGGAGACAUUACUAUCAGCGAGGGGGCAGCGGGAGGCACGAAUGCACCGCGAACGAUGUGAAUCUCACACAGGUUUGACAUGAAAGCGGCCUCUGUCAGGUGAACAGGUGUACUGCAUUCCUAAAACCACCAGAAGUGGAAACCUUGUGACAACCAUCUCCACAUCUCUCCUCUCCAUCAGCCAGCAUCAUGGCCAAUGCGGAUGACGUGGCCGGUCUGUCGGACUUAGAGAUCAUCUCCCAGCCAGUGGAGGAUGAGAACCAGUACUUGGCUCCUCCGGUCCAGCUGGUGAGUUUUGGCUACAGAGAUCUGCCCCUCGCAGCUCUUGACCUCUCGCUGGCCGGCUCGCAGCUCCUCUCCAACGCAGAUGAAGAUGAAAACAGGGAAGGGUCCAACUGGCUGAAGCCGUGCUGCGGUCGCCGGGUGGCCCUGUGGCAAGUGUGUCUGCUCAGUGCUGGCUUCAACUGCAUCCUGGUGGCCUGUGUCAUCCUGGUGGUGCUUUUUCUGUCUUUGGAGCUGCUGAUAGACACCAAACUCCUACAAUUUUCCAAUGCUUUCCAAUUUGCCAGCAUAAUCCACUGGAUCAGCCUUAUCAUCUUGUCACUCUUCUUUUCAGAGACUGUCUUCAGAAUUGUCGUGCUCGGGAUCUGGGACUACAUAGAGAACAAAGUCGAGGUGUUUGAUGGAGCUGUCAUUGUGCUGUCCCUGGCCCCCAUGGUGGCCUCCACGGUGGCCAACGGGCCCAGCAGCCCCUGGGAUGCCAUCAGCCUCAUCAUCACUCUGCGCAUCUGGAGAGUCAAGAGGAUCAUUGACGCUUAUGUGCUCCAAGUCAAAGUUGAGAUGGAAUUGGAGAUCCAGCAAUGUGAGAAGACCAAGGCUGUGAGAGAAGAGCAGCUGGAGCGUCUCACUCAGAUCUGCCAGGAACAGGCGUUUGAGAUCAGACAGCUGAGGGCCCAUCUGGCCCAACAGGACCUGGACCUUGCGGCAGAACGCGAAGCAGCCAUGCAGAUUCAUCAUGUAUGGGGCAAACAGGGCAGGAGCUUUCAGGUUGUGGAAGGCUUGACUCCCGGAGAAUCUGACGAUGAGGGCGGCCAGAGGAACCCCAGGGAGCCUCAUGUCACUGCAGAUCCAGUUGUGCGUGAUGACAUGAACAACUACAUCAGCCAAUACUACAGUGAAGCGAGCAGCGACGCUGGAGCUUCUGGCUUGGGUGCCCAGGCUAUCACCAGGGCAUCCAUCGACGUCCACCUCCCCAUCAACCUAAAUCCCAAUCAGCCAAACCCGAUGCUUGCGAUGGAGCGAGUGGGCAGCGUGGUAAGUGACGCCUCAACCAGCAUGUCGCGGUCCAGCGGCAGCCUUACAGCUCGCCCGCUCAGCCUGAGUAGCCACACCCCGGGUUCAUCCAUGACAGACUGCAGCAGCAGCACAGCUCAGGACCUCGGUCUGAGCUACAGCACCCACCGCUGCUGUCCUCCGUCCUACUCAGGCCAGGACGCCUGUAGAGACCCCGGCAUGGUGGUUCAGGAGCUACUCUUCUCCAUCUCUGAGGACUCCUGCCUUGCUCGAAAGGGCCUGGCAGUGGACCCUGUCAACCUCAAGCUUCCCAGCCCCACUGGCUCAGAAAGGGCCAGCCCCGAGCUGGACAAUAGAAUAAACCUCUUCAACUGCAGGAACCAAGAGGAGAGACGAGGCAGGGCAAGGGGUUGUGUGCUGUUGCAGACCAAGCCGCUGAUCCACCUGCAGAGCAGCACCACCGAGCCGUCCCUGGAGGAGAAGUACCGGCUCCUGGGACCAGCUGACACACCUCUGGGGAACUUACCUGAUACAUAGGCUGCAUAUACACAGAAACAGAAGUAUUAUCCUUUACUUUACUGCCUCCUUGUGUGGCAUCUACCUGAAGUUUGUGGCAGGUUAAAGCUUAUGAGAAGCACAUUAUAUUAUUAAUAUUUUUCUUUGAGCCAAAACUGAUGCUCCUUAACUUCACGUGUUCAAAAGUCGAAUAGUAGAAAUGAUAAUAGGAACUCAUAGGCCCUUUGCCAUAAUGUCCAAUCUCCCAUGUUCCUCAUUGAUGUUUUCUUUUUUUACAUCAGAAAUUCCCUGAUAUAGCACAACAACGACUGUAACAUCCCAGCUGGGGCCCCUGAUCAGGAAUUCUCACUUUGAAAAGGUCUGAAAAUGCUGUGCACUUUGAAAAUACACUGAACUUUAAAUGAAUCAAAACCAGCAAGGGGCCACUCAAAAACUUUAAGUCUGAACCGUGUCCUCUGUUCUUUGAAAUGUAAUAGUUGAAAGGAUUUUUUUCUAUUGCAUUUGUGUUGUUAUUUUGUUUCUCUCAAUUUGUAUGGAUCAACUUUCGGAUCAGGCAUGCUGUUCUUUGUCAAACAGCUACAGGGUACAUAAGACUGGCUUAACUAUACAAACAGCCAAUUUGUAUUUAACCUAUGCCUUUUUAUCACCCAUUUGUUUGAUUUGUAACAAUGGACCACCAUCAGUAGUUAUUAAAUAGCAUUUUUAUUUACUUGUUCAAAAAACGUUAGUAGGGUAUAUUUGUGUGGUUGAAAUGAAAAGUUAAGUAACUGGAUUCUUUACAUGAAACUGAGUGCUUGUAGCAUGAAAGACAUGUGCCCAAAAUGGCAAGCAAAUUCUUUGCACUUUAACGUUUACAGACACGUUUGUAAACUUGAUAUGGAGGAAGUUAUUGCCAAACGCAGGUGAUGUCAUUUGAAUGAAAAUAGCAAAAAUAAAAAUGAGUAUUUCCUUAA